Molecule: messenger RNA, 2036 nt
Organism: Malania oleifera
Lineage: Eukaryota; Viridiplantae; Streptophyta; Magnoliopsida; Santalales; Ximeniaceae
Product: probable receptor-like protein kinase At1g80640
Exons: 10
Coding region: 232-1581 (449 amino acids)
Biological process (GO): protein phosphorylation
Molecular function (GO): protein kinase activity; ATP binding
Source: RefSeq, a predicted model, not a curated record
GGACUUUACAUAUUUCGAUAACUGCCACAUGAUUGGUCUGUACCUGCACCUCACCGGUCUCCCCUCACAGGAUAAAAGUGCUUCCCUGACUUCCCUGCAAUCGCCUUCCGUCCCCCUUCUGCAUUAAAACCAUUUACAAUUUUCCAUUCACAGAGAUUCAAAUUAUUUUAGCUAGUAAAGUAUCCAUUACACCCAUUUCUCUUCCUCUCUCUCUCUCUCUCUCUGUCUGACAUGAAUCGUCUUCUGUCAUUACCCUUCUGGGUUUUUUGCUCCUCUUUCUUUAGAGCCCUCACUCUAAUUGAUACCAGACCAGAGCCUGCCAUUUCCAGCAAAUCUGGCUUUCUUAUUCCCUCUGCCAAAGAACCCAUUUCUCAAUUUUCUGCAAAAAUGGAAGCUCAGUCCCCAGGAAUGCCUGAUGUUAAAGCAGAGCAGCAUGCAAGUGUAAACAAAAAAAUUCUUAUAGCGCUUAUUGUUGCGUCCACACUUCUUGGUGUUUCGCUGUUUCUAUCCUGCUUCUGGGUCUGCAAGAAGAAAAAGAAGUCAAGGAACUCCAAUGUGAAAGGCCAACAGAAUUUGGAUACCACAAAAGGGCUUUCAUCAGUACCAGAUUUGAGUAGAUUCAAUUCAUUGAAGAUGGUGGGUAAGAAGGGUUUUGUUGCUGUUAUUGAAUAUGAUGUAUUAGUAGCUGCAACGUACAAUUUCGACAACAAGAACAUUUUGUGUGAGAGUAGAUUUGGACAUCUAUAUAAAGCUCAUUUCAGUGAAAGCUUAGUUGGAGCUGUGAAGAGACUAGAUUGUGGAGGGCAGGAUGCUGAAAAAGAGUUUGAGAAUGAGGUGGAUUGGCUGAGUAAAUUCCAGCAUCAAAAUAUUGUUUCUCUUUUGGGUUAUUGCCUUCAUGGCGAGGCAAGGUUUCUUGUUUAUGAAAUGAUGCAGAAUGGAUCGUUGGAAACUCAAUUGCAUGGGCCUGCUCAAGGAUUGGCUUUAAGUUGGCAUCUUCGGUUGAAAAUUGCUGUUGAUGUUGCUAGAGGAUUAGAAUUUCUUCACGAGCACUGCAACCCUCCUGUCAUUCAUCGUGAGCUAAAUUCAUCUAACAUUCUUCUAGAUUCGAAGUUCAGUGCCAAGCUUUCUGAUUUUGGGCUUGCAAUAAGCAUUCGGACUCAGAACAAGAACAACAUAAAGCUUUCAGGAGCUUUGGGUUAUGUAGCUCCAGAGUACCUUUUGGAUGGAAAGCUAACCGAAAAAAGUGAUGUCUAUGCUUUUGGGGUGGUCCUUUUGGAGCUUCUGUUGGGGAGGAAGCCAGUAGAGAAGACGCCACCUGCUCAAUGCCAGUCCAUUGUGACAUGGGCUAUGCCUCGGCUCACCGACAGAUCAAUGCUUCCAAGCCUUGUUGCUCCUGAGAUCAGAAACACAAUGGAUCUCAAACACUUAUACCAAGUUGCUGCUGUAGCGGUGCUAUGUGUACAACCAGAGCCAAGUUACAGGCCAUUGAUAACUGAUGUGCUGCACUCACUAAUCCCGCUAGUGCCCGUUGAUCUUGGAGGGUCACUAAGAGUUUCAGAGCCUGCACCACCACCCGUCUAACAAGGUUCAUUUUGUUGCAGAUCGGAGUAACCAAAUGUCUUAACUUCUACACACAUUACUAGGCUGCACAAUUGUGAUGCUUGUUAUUGACACCAGAAAAUGGUAUGAAUUCAUUGGAAGGUGCUGUUCUAUUGCCCUGUUCUGUUUUCUUCAGAUGGCAUCUAUCUUAGAAAUUUAGAUGCAGGAAAGUGACAUCGAGACAGGAAUUCCUUUUUCUUUUUUUUUAGAAGUUUUGUCUGUACAGUUAUUAAUUGAAGCAAGUUGAAAGCAAUUGUUCUGUAGCUCCCUGGAAACCUUUGCUUUUCAAAGCAACUCAGACAGCAUCUCUCCUGCAGCUAAUUUAGUGAUUCCUAUUGAGAUGAAUAUGGGGUAUUGUAUUUUCAUUUUUGCAAGGAAGCCAAAUUCUUUCAGUAAUGUAACGAUAGAUCAGCCAAUUAGACCCAUUACUUUCCUCC